AUGCGUAAAUUGAUCUUCACAUUAAUUCAGAGUCUACAAUUUGGUGAGAAACUUUUGGGUGAAAUGUCAAAUAUUCCGUUUCCAAAAAUACAAAAUAAAAUGAGAAGAUCUGCAGCACCUAGUCGCUUAAGUCAAUCGUCAGUUUCAUCAUCUCAAGAUCUACAAUUAAGAAAAACGUAUGAAAACAAACCAGCUUCACUUAACGUCUCUAAUACUUCUAAACAAUUUGAUGUUGUUUCACAUGAUCCAAAGAGUUAUAGAUAUUUUGAAGCUGUUUAUGCUAAAUCAUCAAGUAAAAAGCAUAAAAAAUGGGAAGGUGAUGGUUUCGUUGAAAUUGACGGUCGUAUGAUAAAACUGAUGAAUGAAGAUAUGAAAGUAGUGGCAUCAACUUCCAGUCAUAAAUUAGCCUUUUUAAAUGAUAUAGAUGUUGGUUCAAUUGUUCAUAUAGGCUCUUAUGAAGCAGAACUUAUCUCACUUGCAGAAAAACAUCACUUACUGAAUAAGUCUGCUUUGAAACCAGUGGAAAAUACUGAAAAGGUGAAUGCCAGAGAGACUUCAAUCAGCAAGCUAAAUACAAAGUCGGCUGCAUGUUUGCCUAAGCCUUCAUCUAUGCCAAAAUAUGAGUUUAGUAAUGAUGUUUCAAAUCAAUUAGUUAUGCCUAGACCACCUGCUAACUGUAUUUGGUCUCAAAAUCCUGACUGUUUGCCUAUUGUAGAUGUCGCUUUAGAAUCGAAAUUCGCUUCACUUCUACAACCUCAUCAACGUGAUGGUGUUAUCUUUCUGUAUAAAUGUUUAAUGGGCUAUCAACCUUAUGUUGCUAUAAAUGAUUCGAUCACAGGAAAUAUUUAUGGGUGUAUCUUGGCAGAUGAGAUGGGUCUUGGUAAAACAGUUCAAGCGAUCGCUGUGAUAUGGUUAUUAAUUAAACAAGGACCAUAUGGUAAUCGACCAGUUAUUCGACGUUGUUUAAUUGUUACACCCGGUACACUUGUUCAGAAUUGGUCGAAAGAAUUUUCUAAAUGGUUAGGUCGUGAACGCUUACCUAUAUACUGUGUUGAUCAAAAUCAUUCGGUAAAGAAUUAUUUAACAACACCGGCUAUCAAUCGUCCUCAAGUUCUUCUUAUGUCUUAUGAAAUGUUUCUACAACACGCUAAUGAUGUGUAUACUAUCACUGAUUUAGAUAUGGUUGUAUGCGAUGAAGGGCAUCGGUUGAAAAAUUCUAACAUCAAUACGACGAUGGCACUUUGUAAAUUACGCGCCAAUAGACGAUUACUACUAACGGGUACUCCACUUCAAAAUCAUUUAAAUGAACUAUGGUCGUUAGCUAAUUUUUGUGUUCCUGGACGAUUAACUUCCAGCUUAGAAGAAUUUCGUCGUCAAUUUGUUAUCCCUUUAUUGAAUAGUCGUAAAUUACAAAGUGAAAAGUCUUCUGUUACCUCUGCUGGUACUACUGUUACUCCUCAUGAAUCAUCAGGUGAAGAGGAUGACAAUGACGGUGAUGAUGACGAUUUUUGGAAUUAUGAUACAGCUACGAUGGCCGCUGCUGUUAUUGGCGGUGGUGAUGACGAUAACGAUUGGGAUAGCAGUGAUUUAGAAAGCCCAUCAGCAAAAUUGAUUCGUCUAAUGAAUAGCUUUUUUCUAAGGCGUACAUCUGAUGUGAUUGCACCAAAGUUGACUAAUAAAACUGAACAUAUCGUAUUUUGUCGUCCAAGUAAACUGCAAACAGACUUAGAAUGUGUUCUCACCGAUUGGAUGAAUAAAACAUUUAAUGCAAAUCAUCGUCGAAGUAAAUUUGAAGAAGACGAAGAUGUUGACGGAAGCGAUGAAGAUUUUGAUGAAGCUAUUGAAGAUGUUUUCGCCUUCCCAUCAUCAUCAUCAUCAUCGUCGUCGGCGUCAUCAUCAAAGCAUCAUAAUACUAUUCUAUCGAUUAUAACAGCUUUUCGUAAACUACACAAUCAUCCAUAUUUGUUAAGCAGAUAUUUAACUCAAUUUGAUACAGGAAAAAAUUCUAUAGAUAAUCGGUUACCGUCGAAGUUGACAGAAGACUUAAUGCAAUUGUUAAAUACCUCCAAUUCAGCUAGUGAAGAUAUUCAUCAAAAGAAUUCCGGUGAAUUUAUCCGAUUGUCAGGAAAAUUUAACACACUCUAUUUCAUGUUAAAACGUUUAUUUCAUAAACACUCAUCGUCAUCAGGGUCGUCGUCGGCAACAUCUUCUGGUAUACAGAGUACCGCAAAACUUCCCAAACGACCAUGUCUGAACAAAGCAAUGAACAGUACUACUAUAAAUAAUGUACCUAUGAAAGAUCGUCUUAUUUUAGUCUCUAAUUUUACACAAACUCUUGAUCUACUCGAAAAGUUGUGUAAUUUAGUCACUGGACAAUCAUGUCUACGCCUGGAUGGUCAAACAACAAAUAAACAACGUAAUGAAAUAGUUCAAAGAAUUAAUGAUCCUAAAUCCAAUGAUUGUAUAUUGUUGCUUAGUUCACGUGCUGGUGGAACAGGUCUUAAUUUGAUCGGGGCAAAUUACUUGAUUUUAUUCGAUAUAGAUUGGAAUCCAGCAAAUGAUGCACAGGCAAUGGCACGUAUUUGGCGUCCAGGUCAGUUGAGACCAGUUCGAUUAUAUCGCUUAGUCACAGCUGGUGGUAUGGAAGAGAGAAUAUUUCAACGACAAGCAGCUAAGUUGGCUUUAACUAGUCAAACGCUAGUCAAUUCAUCAAUGUAUAAUAAUAAUAAUAACCAUCUGUAUAACUUUAUUGAUAAAAAGUCGAAUACAACGUCUGGAAUUCUUACUCGAGAUGAAUUGAAGGAACUAUUCUUAAUUCCAAAUACACAAACUGUAUCAUGGACACAUGAUUUAAUUCAAUGUAAUUGUCAGCGAUCUAUUGAAGUCGAGCCAAGCUCUAGCCACACACCAAGUCCAUCUCUUUCAACAACAUCUUCCUCCGGCUUAUCCAAUAAUAAUGAUCCAGUUAAAUUGGAACAUAAAGAUAAGGAGAAUAUCAAUCGAAAAGACCUAACAAUGCAUAAAGACACUGCUAGUACUACUGCUGAUGAUGAUGAUAGCGAUAAUGGUUGUAAUUUUGAUGAAGAUUCCGACGAUGAACUCUCUGAUAUUCGUGUAUUUCAAUUAAGUACUCUCCAUCCACAUUCAGGUGUUAACAGUGCUGCUGCUGCUGCUGCUAAUAAUAUGCUGAAAUCGCCUAAAUCACAAUUCAGCUUUAUUAAACAACAACAACAAUCGAUGUUAUCUUCGUCAACAUCUUUGACAAGAACUAAUUCAUCAUCUACAAAGACAACAUCAUCGUCUGAUUCACUUGGUUUCUUGUUGAAUUGGAAACAUUCUUUAUCUGUGGAUCAAAUGAGUCAAUUGAAAGAUCCAUUGUUGAUUAACAACUGUCAUCUGGAUCCUACGACAUCUUUAAUUAGUUGUAUAUUUACACUGGAGACAAAAACAGGAUGA
Messenger RNA from Trichobilharzia regenti, 3456 nucleotides. NCBI's taxonomy places the organism in Eukaryota, Metazoa, Platyhelminthes, Trematoda, Strigeidida, Schistosomatidae. The record is from the annotation of a GenBank genome assembly.